CACACCGACGUCCACACACGUGUCGAGACGGUGAUUGGCGCCGAUGCAAUGUUUACAUGGGUCGAUACACUCCAUACAAAAAGAAAACAUUGACAACAUGAUAACCUAAAUACAAUGUCCGGGCGUAACGGUUCAGUAGAUCUGAAUAAAUCCAACGGACAACUUGCGAGACAGAGGAAAGCAGCACCGCGCACCUUCAGAAGCAACGGACAGGAUGGGGCUCGCCGGCUUCGUGGGAAUUUUGUUGCUGUUGGAAGCUUGCUCGCUCGUCCACGUAGUUCGGCCCAACUGUCUCAACAGUAGCUUUCCUGUGAUAGUGAUCACCUGGGAUUAUAAAGACGCGACGGAGAAAGCAUGGGACGUGAUACAUAAACAGAAGAGGAGCGCUCUGGACGCGAUAGAGGAAGGAUGUUCCCUGUGCGAGGAGCAGCGAUGCAGGAAGACGGUGGGAUUCGGCGGCAGUCCGGAUGAAUCCGGGGAGACGACGCUGGAUGCUGUCAUCAUGGACGGAGUGACGAUGGACGUAGGCGGAGUGGGAGGACUGCGAGACGUGAAAAACGCCAUCUCGGUCGCCCGCAAGGUGCUGGAGCACACGAAGCACUCCUUGCUGGGCGGAGACCUGGCCACGGAGUUCGCCGUGAACAUGGGAUUCAAGAGAGAGUCCCUGCAGACGGACGAGUCCAGGGAGAUGUGGGAGCAGUGGAAGAGCAACAAGUGCCAGCCCAACUUUUGGAAGAACGUCGCGCCGGAUCCAACAACCAGCUGUGGGCCAUACCACGCGAAAGACGUAGAAGACGACGACGGUGUAUCAAUAGGAAGCGAGGAGAAUCACGAUACGAUAGGUGUGCUCGCGAUAGACUCGCAGGGACAUACGGCAGCUGGAACGUCCACGAACGGCGCCAGGAACAAGAUACCCGGGCGCAUCGGGGAUUCUCCUAUCGCGGGUGCUGGCGCAUACGCCGAACAGUACGUCGGUGCGGCAGCCGGUACCGGCGACGGAGAUAUUAUGAUGCGAUUUUUGCCGAGCUUCCUGGCGGUGGAGGAGAUGCGCUAUGGAGCAACGCCGAGUGUCGCUGCUAGGAAUGCGAUUAAUAGAAUCGCCGCGUAUUAUCCUGACUUCUUCGGUGCGGUGAUCGCGUUGAACGCACAGGGAGAGUACGGAGCGGCGUGCAACGGGAUGGCCGCGUUUCCUUAUUACGUCGCGAAUCCCACUCUGGGCCCUAAGCUACUUUCGAUUCAAUGCAGUAACUAUGAUCCAAAAUGUCACAAGAACGACGAAACUUGUUAAUUUGUAUGUUUGGUGAUUUUUCAAGGUGAUGCGAGGCGAUGUACACUUUGAAUAAUCGGACGGGAUUUUUCAGAAAUCCCGUCCGGUUAUGUUAAGGACAUACUGUGUCGUCUAGCAUUCCUAGUGAUAUUAGUGUAAAUGUUAUAUUAUAACUCCGAGAUAUUAAGUAAAGGAAACUGUGUAAAAGAAAGAGAGCUUCGCAAGUGCAGCGCAGCUAUCAGGAAGCGUGUUUCGAGACAGAGAUUUCUUACGGUAUAUUUUAAAUGAUAAAUAAUGAAUUUAAUUUAUCUUAACACUCCAAAAAUUUUAUAAAUAUGUAUAAUUUCUUUUAUAUGUAAAAGGUAGAUAUUGUAUGUGAUUUUCGUGUUUUAAAAAUAUAUCGUAUACGUGUGAUGGCAAAAA
Vollenhovia emeryi is the source of this 1690-nucleotide messenger RNA. Its product is annotated as N(4)-(Beta-N-acetylglucosaminyl)-L-asparaginase-like. NCBI's taxonomy places the organism in Eukaryota, Metazoa, Arthropoda, Insecta, Hymenoptera, Formicidae. The coding region runs from base 215 to 1288 and encodes 357 amino acids. Gene Ontology annotation, biological process: protein deglycosylation. Gene Ontology annotation, molecular function: N4-(beta-N-acetylglucosaminyl)-L-asparaginase activity. Gene Ontology annotation, cellular component: lysosome. The record is from RefSeq and is a predicted model, not a curated record. The transcript has 6 exons.